This is a messenger RNA of Candidula unifasciata, 1620 nucleotides long. The record is from the annotation of a GenBank genome assembly. Lineage: Eukaryota; Metazoa; Mollusca; Gastropoda; Stylommatophora; Geomitridae.
UUCUUCAACUUUAUGUUUGAUGAAACUAAGCUGGUGACCUGGAUAAAAGAUGGUUGGAAUAAAGUCUAUGAACCAAGUUAUGUACAGACACAUUUGUUAUCUCCUAUUUGUCGGUGGCUACCUGAACUGUGGGACUUUAUAAAGAUUCUGAAAAACAGGAUUGAUAACAAGCAAAUACCUACAGAGAAAACACCAGCAUUCACAGAGACAAAGCCCUUCAAUCUCACCAAACCAAGAGCAAGAGCAAUACCCAUUCCUGAGCAGGUUCCAAAGUUGAUGAAAUCGAAACCACCACCAAAGUCACUUUACAGGCCACCAGCUAUUAAAGAGGCUAUUGAGAAUCAGAAGGAAGAAAAUAAGAGAAAGGCUGAGGAACAUCUUCUGAAUGCAUCAAAAAUUCAGUUUUCAUGUGCAAACCCAGAGAAAUCUGAGAGAACAAAGCAAAUUAUUCAGAAUAUAAUCUGCGAAGAAAAUGCCAAAGUUGAUUCCAAUAGAAUUAAGGCCAGACCUGCACCUGAAUUUAAGAAAGACCAUUUGCCAAUAAAAAUGACAUCUGCUGCUAUCUUGCGGGAAGGCUUGUUAUAUCAGAAGCAAGAAAAUGAUAUCAUUGAGAAGUUAAGAAAGUUGGAGACUGGUGCACAUGAUGCGUCAGACUUUUACAAGUGGCAGACUGAAAAAAGACAGCAGGAUCUUGAAAUGAAACUUGCUGCAUGUGAAGAGAGGAGGCUGAUGGGUAAACUGAGUCAUGAAGAAGCCAUUCUGGCACGUGCUAAUCUGAUUGCUGAGAACCAGUCAAAGGCACAGAGUAUGAAAAAAGAAGCAGCUGAUAAGAUGAGAGACUAUUUGAAGCAGAAGAUGGAAAUGGAAAAAGAAAUGAAGAUGAUAGUUGAAAACACUUUGGCCGGACAUAAGAUGGCUAAAGAUGCCAAGAAGCACAUACAAGAAUACAAGCAGAAGAUAGCCCAGGAAGUCAAAGAAGAAAACCUGGAUUUGAUGAAGCAAGCUUUAGCUGAAGCAGAAGAGGAACUGCGUUGUAAAAUGAAAUUAAUUCAAGAGAUUCGAGCCAUGGAGGCUACACCAAUCAGAAAUACUAAAAUGGUGGACUUGACAUCUACUUCUGGAUAUGGCCUACUCAGUGAAAUGAGUAUUGCUGAGCUUCGAGAAAGAUUGGCUAUUCUCAAGGCUAAAGAAAAAGAGGAGCAAGAAGUGAAAAGAGACAAUAUUAUCACCAUUAAACAGAACAAAGCGGAGUAUAUUUCUGAGAUGAUGGAUAUGAUUACAAAAUAUAGGACUGAACAAACAAAGUCUGCAGCCUGCAAGCUUGAACAGGAAAAGAAGAAUAUCAGUACAUCUGCUCCUUUAAAAAAUGACAGUCUGAUCGAACUUGAAAGAAAAGUACAGGAAAAACGAGAAGAAAGACUGAGAGAACAACAGAAAAUACAGCAGCUUUUAUCUCACUCAACUGCAAGAAGAAAAAAAGCUGAAAUUUCACAGAAGAAACCAGUAGAAGCAAGUCACAGAAAGGUUCUGGAAGAGGCACAAGGAAGAGCAGCCAGACUAUUGUCUGAAACCUUCUCAGAUGAACAUCUCAGACAAACAAGUGCUAUUUCCAUUAGUUAA